AUGUUCUCAUUUUACGAUUAUAAUGAUGAACAAGGCAUUAACGUGACUUGGUUAUCCCUCGCAAUGACUGUGAGCAGCGAAGCCUCCAAGAUCAACAUGUCCCAUGUUCUAGAUGCCCUGCUCGAAGGCUACGACAAAAGGCUGCGGCCGGGAUUUGGAG
Molecule: messenger RNA, 160 nt
Organism: Candidula unifasciata
Lineage: Eukaryota; Metazoa; Mollusca; Gastropoda; Stylommatophora; Geomitridae
Source: the annotation of a GenBank genome assembly